UUUAGUUUCUGAACUUUUGACAUACAAAGAUAUUUUCUGCUAUCCCUAAACACAAAACACAUGUUUACGUUACUGAUGUCGUCUCUUAGGUCUCUGUUAUCUUCGCAUUUGCGACGUUUAAUUCAUGAAGAUUUCCAUGCAGUUGUUGCUAAAAUGACUAUCAUUGACACUUUUCUUUUCCUCAUUGUGCACUCCGUCGAUAAGCUAGGGUUAUGGCCUAAGUUACCUGUGUUUUUAGGUCUUUUUUAUUUGGCUAUACGCCGGCACCUGCACCAGGAGUAUAACUUAUUAAAUGUAGGCAGAACUCCGGUUGGCGUUCGCUUUAAUCCGGCGGAUUUUCCUUAUAGAACAGCUGAUGGACAAUUCAAUGAUCCCUUCAAUGAAGCUGCAGGCAGCCAAGGAACUUUCUUUGGCCGGAACAUGCUCCCGGUUGUCCAGAAAAAUAAGCUGACGAAGCCAGAUCCAAUGGUGGUAGCGACAAAACUUCUAGCUCGGAGAAAGUUUAUUGACACAGGAAAGCAAUUCAAUAUGAUAGCAGCUUCUUGGAUUCAAUUCAUGAUCCAUGAUUGGAUUGAUCACUUGGAGGAUACCAACCAGCUGACUGCCCCUACAGAAGUUGCAAGUCAAUGUCCUCUUAGUUCUUUCAAGUCUACAAGAACAAAAGGAAGUUCCCACGGUGGCUUUUAUGAUAUAAAGACUGUGUACUUUUGAACACCCGCACCCCUUUGGGAUGGAAGUGCUAUAUAUGGAAGCAAUGCAGAAAGAUUGCACAAGGUAAGAACAUUUAAAGAUGGGAAGCUCAAAAUUUCAGAAAAUGGACUUCUCCUUCAUGACCAAGAUGGAAUUGCUCUAUCGGGAGAUGUUCGGAAUAGUUGGAUUGGUGUUUCCACCUUGCAGGCCCUCUUUAUCAAGGAGCACAAUGCAGUUUGCGAUGUUCUUAAGAAGGAAUAUCCAGAUUUAAGUGAUGAAGAGUUAUACAGGCAUGCAAGAUUGGUAACAUCUGCUGUAAUUGCGAAGAUUCACACCAUUGAUUGGACCGUCGAACUUCUGAAAACUGAUACAUUAUUGGCAGGAAUGCGCGCCAAUUGGUAUGGAUUGCUGGGAAAGAAAUUUAAGGACACAUUUGGGCACGUUGGAGGAGCCAGUUUAGGAGGUCUCGUAGGUUUAAAGAAACCAGAAAAUCAUGGUGUCCCAUAUUCCUUAACUGAAGAAUUUGUGAGUGUAUAUAGAAUGCACUCACUUAUGCCUGAUCAUCUGGCCCUCAGAGACAUUUCAACUACUCCUGGAUCCAACAAAUCUCUCCCAUUAAUCAAAGAGAUCCCUAUGGAAAACCUGAUAGGCCACAAAGGAGAGAAGGUUUUAGAAGAGAUUGGAUUUACUAAACAAAUGGUUUCAAUGGGUCACCAAGCUUCUGGAGCCCUGGAGCUCUGGAAUUAUCCCAUGUGGCUAAGGGAUGUUAUACCACAGGACAUCAAUGGCCAUGAUAGGCCUGAUCGUGUGGACCUACCAGCUCUUGAAGUUUACAGGGACAGGGAAAGGAAUGUUGCAAGGUAUAAUGAGUUCCGUAGGUCAAUAUUGUUAAUACCCAUAUCCAAAUGGGAAGAUCUGACGGAUGACGAAGAAGCAAUUCAAGUACUGAAUGAGGUGUACGGUGAUGAUGUGGAAGAACUUGAUCUUCUAGUGGGCCUUAUGGCAGAAAAGAAAAUCAAAGGAUUUGCCAUUAGUGAGACUGCUUUUAUCAUAUUCCUUGUAAUGGCAACCAGGAGGUUAGAGGCUGACAGAUUUUUCACAAGCAAUUUCAAUGAGGAAACAUACACAAAGAAAGGAUUUGAAUGGGUAAAUACUACAGAGAGUCUAAAAGAUGUAUUAGAUCGUCAUUACCCAGAAAUGACAAAGAAAUGGAUGAACUCUGCAAGUGCUUUCUCUGUUUGGGAUUCACCUCCUACUGCUAAAAAUCCUAUCCCAAUCUAUUUUCGCGUUCCAAAGUAGUUUUUUGCAUUUUAAAUAAAAUGGUGGUGAAGAAAGGUAUAUACAUUUGUGUAUAUAUGUAGGAUUAACACCUCACCAGCCAUCCACAGUUCUAUCAACUGAAUUCCCUUAUUUGUUUUUUUUUUUUUUAAGAGAAAUUUCCUUAUUUGUUGUAUCAUGAAAUACUCUCUGUAUUAUUUGAAAUACUCUCUGUAUUAUUUGAUUAAUAAAUCGAUGAAGGAUUAAUUGCAAA
Messenger RNA from Jatropha curcas, 2221 nucleotides. NCBI's taxonomy places the organism in Eukaryota, Viridiplantae, Streptophyta, Magnoliopsida, Malpighiales, Euphorbiaceae. The record is from RefSeq and is a predicted model, not a curated record.